GCGCACGGGCUCCCGCGGCGCUGUCCGCGGCCAUGGGAGUCUCCCGCUUACCUCCGGCCACGCUGACCCUGAAGCAGUUCUUGAGAAGGCAACAAGUCCUCCUCCUCUACAGAAGGAUUUUGCAAGCGAUUCAGCGAGUUCCAGAUGAUUCCGAUCGCAAAUACCUGAGGGACUGGGCAAGGGAAGAAUUCAAAAGAAACAAAAGUGCCACCCAAGAGGAUGUGAUCCGGAUGAUGAUCACUCAAGGCAACAUGCAGCUGAAGGAAUUAGAGAAAACACUUGCUUUAGCAAAAUCUUAACUUUAGCAUUGUUCUGAAGGGUUUUUAGUUUCUGUGUGUUCUGCUGAAUUGCAGUGUCACAAGAAACAGUGCAAAGCCAAGUUGAACUGUUUUUAUGGACAGUCUUCAGACCAAAUAGAUUACUGUCACACAGUGGGUACUCAGCCACCUCCCCCAAGCCAUCCAAACAGUUGCCUUAGUGCUGAAAAAAUGACCAUGAGCUUAAGCAGUAUUUCUAGAUGUGUUAGCAGUUUUAAGAAGCCAAAACCACUGAGGCAAAUGGCCAGUUAGCACACCGUUAGGCACCAUACUUAUCAAGAAGACACCACUCAAAACCAAGAAAAGGUGGGCAGUAUCAACAUGUCAAGAGGUGGAUGUUGUUAAAACCGCCUGCUGUGCCCGUAUCCUCUAUGAUCAUCACUUCAACUUCUGGCUGCUAACUUCCGAUCCAGCUCCGUGCCAAGGCACCUUGGAAAGUGGCAGAAAGUGGCCUAAGUGCUUGGGCCCCUGGAUACCCACAUGGGAGACCCGACAGAAGCUCCUGGUUAGCCCGUCUUCGGCUGGUGUGCCGGAGUUGAGGAGUAAGUAAAGCAGCAGAUGAAAGAUCUGUUUCUCCCUCUAUGUAAUUCUGCAAGCAAAUAAAUAAAUAAGAUUGAUUAAAUGUCUCUUCCAUAUCGAAGUGCUUGGUCCUAGUCCUGACUCUGAGCAAGCUUCUUACUGAGGUACACUCUGGGAGGCCACACAGAAUGGCUCAAAUGCUCGAUUCCUUGCUAUCCACAGGGAGACCUGAUGGAGCCCAGCCCCUGGCUUCCGCCUGGCCCACCUGGGCUGCACUGAUGUGUGCAGAAAAGAGUGGAUGGAGGAUCUGUCUCUCUGUCCUUUUAAUAAAUACGCACUCACACAAUGAACUAGCCUAUCACUUUGACCAUGAAAAACUGGAACUCCCUGCUGGUCGGAAAGGGAACUGUCUGCAGCUGCUUCGUGAAACAGUGACUGUUCCUCAAAAGGUUAAAUGCUGAGUUACACUACUUACCAAUUCUGCUUUUAGGUCUUAACCAUGAGGCCUGAAAAAAAAAUCCCUAUAAACUUGGACAUGAGUGUUAAUAGCAUUAUUCACAUAGUCAAAAGGCAGAAAUGAUGACUACCUGUGAACUCGUAAAUGAAUAAAUUGUCAUAUUUUUAAAAUGAAGUUUCAUUUAGGACUAAAAAGGAACACACUGAUAGACACUGCACAUGGAUAAGCCUUGAAAACGUGGCAGGAACCUAGUCAAAAGAUCACAUGGUUCACCAGCAUUGUGGUGCAGUGGGUAACACUGCCACCUGGGUAUCUCAAGGUGCUGGCUCAUGUCCACCAUUGGAUAUGAGCUACUCCACUUACAAUCCAGCAUCCUGCUGAUGCCUGGGAAAACAGAUGAUGCCCAAGCAUUUGGGCCGCUGCUCCCCAUGAGGAGAUACACAUGAAACUCCCAGUUUCAGUCUGGCCCAGCCAACUGGGGAGUGA
Molecule: messenger RNA, 1779 nt
Organism: Ochotona curzoniae (black-lipped pika)
Lineage: Eukaryota; Metazoa; Chordata; Mammalia; Lagomorpha; Ochotonidae
Gene: LYRM2
Product: LYR motif containing 2
Exons: 3
Coding region: 33-299 (88 amino acids)
Cellular component (GO): mitochondrion
Source: RefSeq, a predicted model, not a curated record